GGACUGCAUCGCAGAAUGAAAAAAAGCACUGAAUAACACACUUGUUUGUCUGGCUGGCCUUGCUUGCAGCCUUGAAUUUCUUCAAAGGCCUCUGCCAACGUAGCAUUUUUUUUUUUUUUCCCCCUUUUCACUCCGUGUGCCGGUCACAAACUUUUUUGCGGGGAAGGAGACGCAAGACGGGAAACGGUAGCAACGUGCAUAAGAACGAUCCUGUAGCUCGGUCCACGAUGCCGACAAGGGGACGUGUCGACUUGCAGGAAGAGCAGCAGAGUCCCAUCAACAUCAACCACUACGCUACCAAGAAGAGUGUGGCAGAAAGCAUGCUGGACGUGGCGCUGCUGAUGGCCAAUGCUUCGCAGAUGAAGGCUGUGCUGGAGCAGGGACCUGAAUUCAAAUACUAUAUCACUGUCCUGGUGCUGAUAGGGGUUUCCCUCCUCCUCCAGGUCCUGGCAGGAGCUCUUUUUGUGGUCAUGGCUCGGAAGGACCUCAAUAAUGUUGCUAACCAGAGGAGGUUAGAUGUCCUGAACAAUGUGGCGACUGGAUUGGUGUUUGUCACUGUCAUCGUUAACAUCUUCAUCACUGCUUUUGGGGUUCAGAAGACGGGGCUCUACCCCAAACCCAACUGACAGAAAACAUCAGGGAAGCCAAGAAAUGCAGGUGACAAAGUCUUCACUUGUGUCUUCUGGGAAAGGUGGCUGGAUCAUGACUGCUCACCAGAUUCGACCUCCAUUUGAUGACGGGGACACGGGACUGCCUCAACAAGUCUGAGUGUUUGAAUAAGAAAAACACUGUUGCAAAACUUUUACACAUUCCUUCUUUAAAAAGCAGAACAUAGCUUUUACAGGUGCUACUUUGUGGUUUGGAUAAACAGCGAAAUGGAACAAUUAUUCAAAUAUAAAAUGUAAUUUAUUUCUAAUUUUACUUUCCUUUAGUAAAGCUGUCCAUGGACUUAAAUGUUGCACCUACUUAUUAAAGUAUAAAGCUAACUUAUUGCAACUGAUAUUUAAAUGAUUUCCCCCCCAUAAUAAG
Scleropages formosus (Asian bonytongue) is the source of this 1029-nucleotide messenger RNA. It is a transcript of the gene ninj2, whose product is annotated as ninjurin 2. Bases 228 to 626 code for a protein of 132 amino acids. The record is from RefSeq and is a predicted model, not a curated record. Lineage: Eukaryota; Metazoa; Chordata; Actinopteri; Osteoglossiformes; Osteoglossidae. Gene Ontology annotation, cellular component: membrane. The transcript has 4 exons. Gene Ontology annotation, biological process: cell adhesion; tissue regeneration.